GGAAACACGAGGUCCACAGUGGGUCCCCCAUUAGACUCAGUAGGCGUUACCACAGUUACAAUAUCUUGACACAAUUACUUAUAAAAACUAGAUACAUUCUGAAUUCCCUAACACAGGAACGAAAUUGUCUAGUGAGUCUAGUGAGUUAUGUGGACACCACUAGUGAUCUUUCUGUUUCUGUGGUUGCUAAUUAAUGUAAGACUACACACGCUCAACCUGUUUUAGUUCAUCUGUUACCGGGGUCAUUAACUGAAAUAACAUUUAUUGGUUUAAUAUAAUGAUUACAUCUUCGAGUACACCCAUACUUCAAUAUUAAACAAAGACGAAUGUGAAAUUCUUGUAGGUGCACAAGAUACAGAGGAAUGGUUUUAUUGUCUAUUUCCAAAAAGUCAGUACAAUCUCUGUCCCUGAUGACGUGUGACAUUUUUUUAUAGCAGAAAUCUGUUAAAUCCAGAUUUCUUAUACCAAAGAAUCAGUUGAAUUAAAGAAUCAAAGAGAUUGUGUCCACUUGGUAACCUACAACAGAGGAAGAUGAUGGCGAUGAUGUCGGAGACCAACAGUUUGUCUAACAUAACGAACACGUCAACAAACACAUGUCUGAACACAUGUCCAAACACAUGUCUGAACACAUCGUUUGUUUUCAGUCAAGAAAUAGCGACAGCUAAUGCAAACAUCCUGAUUGCGGUUCGUUUCAUCACCAGUGUGGGAGUGGCCGGAAACCUUGUGGUCUUCGUCACGAUCUGCAAGAUGAAGACAUCCAGCUCAGCUUCCUUCUUGGUGGCCUUCUUGGCCGUUUGCGACGCCCUGGCCCUGAUGACCAAGUGCGCCACCUACGAGCUGAACCUGGAAAACGGCCCCAUGUUCUGUAAGCUAGGCAUGGUGCCCAUGAGCAUGUCCACGGCGAUCACAAACUGGACCUUGGUGCUCAUCUGCGUGGAACGUUUCAUCGCCGUCCACUACCCAUUACAGAAGAGGUACCUCCUCACCAAGACGCGAAUGAAAGCCGCGGUGCUUGUCGUGACGGUUCUCCUGGCUGUAGCCCUCAGUGCCUUGAGCUUGACAUUUCGAGACUACGACGCCCAGAAAUGUUCAUGCGUUGUGAGGACCAUCAUUAUCUUUCAUUUGAUGUCAGACGGCCUUGACAUUUUCAUCCCGUUCGUUCUGAUCACAGUUUUAACCAUCGCCGUCAUCAGAAAGAUUUACAGGGAGAAAACGAAUCGAGCGUCCACUCUGAGGGAAGGGAGCGUUCCCAACGAGGCUGGAACCUUCCUUCCGUCGUACAAACCUCCGCAGCCAAAUAUCGAAAAGACAAUGAGUGUAUUAAUGAUCAUAGCAGUGGCUUUGUACUUCAUCCUGAACGCUCCCCUGUCUGUGUACGUGUUCCUAAUAGCCCCAUUUAUUAGAGAAAACACUUUCUACGCAUCAAUGCUACUGUAUGUUUUCAAAGAUGUCUCUCACGCGCUGAAUAUGUUUCUGUAUUUCUUUUUAUGCAGGGGAUUUAGAAGAGCGUUGGUUGAGCUUUUAAAAUGUCAACAACAAACUUGAGUUUUAAAGACACAUCAAAAGAUUUGAUUGGAUGUUAGCAGUGCGCUUUCAAUGUGUUAUCCACCUGUUCCCGGUGUGUUAUUACUGUGUUAGAGAAUUAAAUAAAAUUUUUAUUAUUUAAAUGACAAUCGGUGUUAUGCUAAAUAUUAUCAUCAAAACAAUCAGGUAAUGUUGUAAUUCUUAAUUCAU
Messenger RNA from Biomphalaria glabrata, 1734 nucleotides. RefSeq names its product neurotensin receptor type 1-like. Gene Ontology annotation, cellular component: plasma membrane. Gene Ontology annotation, biological process: G protein-coupled receptor signaling pathway. NCBI's taxonomy places the organism in Eukaryota, Metazoa, Mollusca, Gastropoda, Planorbidae. Gene Ontology annotation, molecular function: G protein-coupled receptor activity. The transcript is spliced from 3 exons. The coding region runs from base 532 to 1545 and encodes 337 amino acids. The record is from RefSeq and is a predicted model, not a curated record.